GUAGAUGAUGGUGAAUGAACUGAAUGAGUGUUUUCAGCAUAGUAUAUGAGGGGAACUCAAAUUGUGCUCACUCGGCAUCAUAUUUAGAUGGUCGUACGCACACAGCAUGUGUCGAAAAUGUCGUACGAAGGAAUAUUUAUGUGCUAUGACGAGCGAAACGGGAAGGUCGUGUGCCAAAAUAAAGGAAUAAGCACGGCGUUAGAAAAAAACGCAGGCAGUAGAGCUAAGGUUUCGAGGGUAUUUUAAGCUGGAUCAGACAUUUUACUACCACAUUUGCUAAGGUAACUUCAACAGGAUCACAUCGUUGCAAACGUUAGCUAAAAUAAUAUUUAGUGAUUUAAGUUAUAAAUAUAUUAAAAAUAUGGCUACUACCAACUACUACGCUGAGUACGCAAACAACGCAAUGAUGACUCAGCAACAAGCGUAUGCUUAUAAUGGAUAUUACAGCAACAAUAUGCCUUAUUACGAUACAGCCGGUGGCAGCAACUUUAUGCACAAUUUGGAUCACACCCGUUUUUCUAGUGAAGUAUGGAGUUAUAACAACUCAGCAUCUACAGAAUCAUACUGUCAAUAUAUUGGUUAUAAAAAUACGAUUAAUCAAAAUACUUCCGACGGGAGGAAGGAUGAAGCGAAGAGAAGUCCUUUUGUUGUCACAGAUUUAAAAACUUUUGAGGAUAAACACUCUACUCAACCGAUUAAGCGAAAGCAAAUCGAAUGCGAGGAAAAUAUAUCACAAGAAACAGAAAAACCCAGUACCUUACGUUCCUUACUUACUAAUCCUGCAAAGAAAUUGAAGUAUAAUCCAAACUACUUUUUUACCACAAUGGAAAAGGUUAGCUCGCCAAAUAAACAAUCAACCAGCAAAUGCAGUACAAAUUCCAUAAGUGAUAAUGGAACUGGUUACCCAGCCAGUGCACCGUCCAGUUUGGAGCAGGAUGUUACCGUUGACGGCAGUCGUAUAUCAACACCUUCCACCCAUAGUACACUGCCAUCACCAAGCCGAACCGAAAUGAGUUAUUUGGAGGCAUACUCUCCACAAUCUUUGAAACAAUUGAAUCAUGGAAAAACCAGCGAUUACUUUACACCACCUCCAUCGAAUGCAUCUGCAACUAUGCCGGCAACUACAAUAGAGCAGCCAUUGUUGGCGAUCGCGUCAACUAUUGCUGAACCAAUAAAAACCAGUCUCUCCAGAAGCACAUCUCACGUCGGUGGUAUUAGCACACCACCCUUGUCGCCGCAAGACCAAACUGUCAAUCAACAUAAAGACCAGCCAUUGCAAUUGCAGCAACAUGAAAUCAAUCAUCAAAUUUUGACAGAUACAGCAGCAGAGAUUAAUUGGUCCCUCUGUGAAGACAAUUCACCAGCAGAUGGUAAAGAUUCAAAGCGCACACGUCAGACCUAUACACGUUUCCAAACGGUGGAGUUGGAAAAGGAGUUCUAUUCAAAUCGUUAUAUUAGCCGCAGUCGUCGUAUAGAAAUUGCCAAUACGUUAUCACUCACUGAACGUCAAAUAAAAAUUUGGUUUCAGAAUAGGCGCAUGAAAUGCAAGAAGGACCGCACCCUGGAACCCGCCGCUCCGGAAUUACAUGGUCUUCCACACUACCCAACCACCAACUCUGAAGCUUGUCCACCUGCGCAAUCAUCUUCCCCAGGACAAUAUUUGUACUUGGGUGCCCAAACUAACGGCCCCAUUCCGCCUACUUAUCCAAAUUACAUGGCUGGUGGGCAAGCUUAUUCGCCAAAUGCAAUGACCGCUUAUCCAGCACAGGAUACUUUUCCACAUUGUGGCCAAAUGUAUGGUGCUAGGUCAGCAGGACAAUCACUGUACAAUCAGAAUCAUCAUCAGUAUCCACAGCAGUCACCAUAUCUAUUGGCCCAGCAGUAUCCACCACACACCUACCAGCAGCAGCAGUACCUCCAACAGCGCCAGCAUAAACAAUCUUUAGACCAAUCAAUAACACAACAACAACUGCAACAGGUAUUGCCUUCACAGCAUCAGCAUCAACAGCAAAUGGCAAACUCAUCAACAGGAUCCUCGAUGUAUUUGCCGUAGAAGCCAAAGCGUGGUGAUCCACAAACGUUAGAAACACACAGUCAGUUGACUGUGCGGUACUCAGAGGGUGCAUGGAUGCACAAACAUUUCGAUUUUCUGCCGUUUAACUAUGUUAGAUAAACGGUCAAAGAAAAAUACCGAUUUUUGAGGGAUCGCAAUGAAAGCACACAGGUAGAUCCCCUGCGGACUCGUGUGCACACUCUAGUAGAAAAAUACAUUCACAGGAAAACUCACUUCCGUCAAAAGGUUGACAUUUUACCGAUUUUACCGUAGAUAGUAGGACAAGGAUGGAUUAGAGUGCGUUUCGAGUAAAGUUUUCAGCUGCUGAGUUUACAGAGCAGCGAAGCGGGUGACAACCGCGGUCAAAAUUCAUAAAUUAUUAGAGUACUUCUAUAGAAGUAUACUCAGCCGCCUAGUUCUACUAGAACCAGGUUGUGCAUUGUGAUGAAAGCCGAAUCAUACAAAAAAUGUAAAGCAUAUAUGUAUAAAGGAAUACCUGAUAGAUAUAAAUGUAUAAGCAAGUAGUAAUUUAAUAAUAUUUAUAAUGAGUUCUUUAUUUUAUAUAAAAAUCUUUGAUAUAAUAUAUUGUAUAUUAAGACUAAAUUUUGGAAUUGUCUAAUUGUCAGGAAACGGUUAGCCAACUAUUUAGUAGAAAUCAUCCCUAGAAUGUUGUAAUUAAUAUAUAUGCAGUUAAACCCUACGCAAAUAGCCUCGCGUUUAUAUGUACAAAGUUUAGUGAAAUCACAACAGCUGCAACGAUUUCCCCCCUAUCGCCAAUAUUUUUCAGCAAUAAAUUCUACUUUUCGAAACAAAAA
Molecule: messenger RNA, 2868 nt
Organism: Bactrocera oleae (olive fruit fly)
Lineage: Eukaryota; Metazoa; Arthropoda; Insecta; Diptera; Tephritidae
Source: RefSeq, a predicted model, not a curated record